Pelobates fuscus (common spadefoot toad) is the source of this 3750-nucleotide messenger RNA. RefSeq names its product zinc finger protein 512B (gene ZNF512B). The record is from RefSeq and is a predicted model, not a curated record. Lineage: Eukaryota; Metazoa; Chordata; Amphibia; Anura; Pelobatidae. The transcript is spliced from 17 exons. Gene Ontology annotation, molecular function: zinc ion binding. Bases 85 to 2130 code for a protein of 681 amino acids.
GUCACUUCCGGUAUAGCGAUCUGACAGAACACCGGACGCGACGGUCGGAGGAUGCGGAGAAGCGGCUGUCGGUGAGCAGCAGAUAUGGCAAACUCCACCGGUACAAGGAGAUAUUUUCCCAGGACCAGCAAAUCUCGAGCGACCUUCCAGCUCAGCGUCCAUCCUUCUCAGGAUUCUUCGAACUGUCCAGCCGAUGCCCGCAGACAAGGAGAAUCUUCAAGCCAGGGUUUGGCACAGAGCAGAUACCCAAGGACAGAGACCCGUGAAAUGAGAGUUAUACCGGCUGCUCUAAUUGGUCAGUGGAAGGAGAUGUUUAAGACACGGACUCGGGUGAAGUGUCCCAGCUCCGGGUGUUGGCGAGAAUUUCCCAGUGUGUACAGCUUGAAACAACAUUACCAGCGCUGCCAGGGGGUCGGGCUCUCUUUCCGUUUGCGAUUCUCCUGUCCAUACUGCGAAGCCGUUUUUGUCUCCAAGUCACAGCUGCAAAAACAUCUGGUUUGGAAUCACUCAGACAGGGGGGGCAACCGAGAGCAAAGACCAAAACAGUCUGCAUUCAACAGUGGGGGGAAAGAGAGGGAGGCAGAAAAACCCCCUCCUCUACACAGACAUUCUAAACCGGCCAUUCUGCGUCCCCCAGAGGAGAAUGGAGCUGUCAUCCCGCACAGCCGCCAUGCCACACAGGGAGCCGAUGAGGACUCAGGACGGAUGAAGCACAGAAGGAAACAAAAAACUCCCAAGAAGUUCACAGGAGAGCAGACUUCCAUCACUGGUGCCUUCAGCCUGAAAGGGCUGGGGAAAAUGGAGGACAAAUCUCGAGGGGGACGUGGAAGGAUCGUAAGAGGAAGAACUGAUGAGUCGAGGAAGAAGUUGCACAGUGCAAAUGCCCGUCGGGAAAACUCUGUACCACUUCCAGGCAGUUUGGAGGAUGCCUGCCAGCGCCAGGUUAAUAAGAGAGGCGAAGUUACAUGUCCUAAUUGUGUAUCCGUCACACGCAAGACUAUGGCUGGUCUGAAGAAGCACAUGGACGUGUGUGAGCAGCUGCAGGAAGCCUUGAGAUGCCAACAUUGCAGGAAACAGUUCAAAUCCAAGGCUGGUCUGAAUUACCACACAAUGGCUGAGCAUGUAAAUAAGUCUUCCAAUUCUGAGGAUGCACCAUUAGACGAACAGAAAGAGAGGGAGCGUCUUCGCAAAGUCCUAAAACAAAUGGGAAAAUUACGCUGUGCAAAGCAGGAUUGUACUGCAACUUUCUCCAGCUUGAUGGGGUAUCAGUAUCACAUGCAGCGCUGUGGACGAGAGCAGACAGAGGGGGACAAACUGUGUUUCUCCUGCCCGUAUUGCAGCAAGGAAUACCAAUCCAAGGCUGGCAGGAAUUACCAUGUGCGCUCAGAGCACUGUGCGGCUCCUGCAAAGCCAGCAGCAGCAAAAGAUGAAAGGGAACUGGAGAAUAUUGAACGAACACCCAGCGGUAGAGUCCGGCGCCAGUCGGCCCAGUUAGCGGUCUUCCACCUGCAGGAGAUAGCAGAGGAUGAACUCUCCAAGGAGGGAGGGAGGAGAAGGAUGAGAGAAGAUCUGGUUCCUGACAGUAAGAGGCUGAACUACCUGCGUCCCGGUCUGCCGACCUUUAACCCCCAGCUCCUGGAAAGCUGGAAAACGCGAGUGAAGGAGAACGGGUUCAUCUGCUGUCCGAAUAACUGCUGCGAAGCGAUAUACUCAAGUGUGUCUGGACUGAAGGCUCAUCUAGCAAGCUGUAGCAAGGGGAAUCAUUCGGUGGGAAAGUAUCGCUGUCUCCUGUGUCAGAAAGAAUUCAGCUCAGAGAGUGGAGUGAAGUAUCACAUUCUGAAGACACACUCACAGAACUGGUUCCGAGUUUCUUCAGUCUCUUCAACCCCCAAAAGAAAAGCAACGUUGAAUUUUCCUGACACCGAGUCUGAAGCAGUAACAAUGGGCAAAAAUCUAAAGAGGAGACCCCCUGCAGCCAUCACAGCCCCCACAGCAACCCUAACUAAAGAACUACCCCUUGUAAUAAAAACUAACCCCAUGAAACUAACGAGUAAACCUGCUGGACAUGCUCAUAGCUUGAGUUUCAAGGGAACAUCGAGGAAGGGCUUCCCAACCAGAGGACAAAAAUAACACAGCUGGCUGUGAUACCUAUUUGGCCAGAACUUCAGAUCAGACAUCCAGGAGCCUACAAUACUUACAACCAACACAACACAUAUAUGUUUCAGUCAAAUGCUCCUGAGCAUCAGCUGCAUCUUUUGGACCAACUAUAACCUCUUACUUGGUCAAGUGGACAAUAAUCGAUCAUUAGGUCUGAGAAUGGAUUACUUUGAUGUGGACGGUCCUGUGUACAGUGAUCAGUGGACAUGUCUACCGUGGUAUGCUUUAUGUGACCUUAAAACAUGAGGGCAAAGGCAAUAACCUAAAGUUUAAUGUGAGCACCUUAAACGUGAAUGACACUUCAAGUAUAUAUGUUUCUACACAGUGAAUAGUUUGGUUAAAGCAUAGACCGUGGGAGACCAGACAGGACAAUCCAUUUUUUGUUAGUCUUCAUUACCCAGAAUUCUCUGCCAGUCACUGACUGGUGGAAAAUUCUGGGAAACGCAGGUCAAAAAACAGAGCACAAUGCAAUGGUUUAACAUACUUCGUGUGAAUGAAUCCAGUCAAAAUGGCUCCUGUUGCCCAAGUCACUUUGGAUAAAAAUGUAUCUCCACGCAACUUAUCGCACUUGCAAAUCAGAGGAACUCCCAGAAAUACUGCUUGCUGCACACAUACGCACAUUCCUAGUAAAUAUACAUGCCUGGCUUUUAUCCAUUUUACUGUAUCAUGUCUCCCUUUGUUUACAACCACAGAAGCCUACACUCUAAUAUCUACACUUAAAAAUCAAACAAUUGUAUAAAAAGACAUACAGAUCUUGCCUAAGAGACUCUGCUUUUCUCUAUAUCUGAAGUCAGCUGCUGAUUUAACCCUUGUUAUGCAGAGAUGGUGUACCUAUAAUUACCCACCCAUUCCUGUCCAAGUAAAUGAGUAUCGCUGUCAUAUCUUACAGAUGAGCAUACUAACUUAUAGUAACACAAUAACCUAUAGAUACAUGUCAGAUUGUAAGCUCUUGUGGCCAGAUAGUUUUACCCGCACAUUUUUAUAUUUCAGAGGAGGGAUGUUGAAGAAAUGUAGCAGUAAAUCGCCUUUCCUCUAAGCAUUUAUUUUGUAAGCAAAUCAGCACUGAAACUGUUAGGGAAAGAAUGUUUUCAACAGUCACACCCUGAAGUUACAAAAGUUAGCCAAUGCAAAAUUCAGGGUUUGGUUGUUGUGAAGGUCUUUCCUUGCUGCUCCAAGAUAGAACUGCUAAAAUAUGUUUUGUGGCAAUACUGACUAGCAGUUACAUGCACAGUAUCAAUACAUGAAUAUUUAUAAUGUAUAUUUGUUGCACAUUUGUUAGUUUUAUAAAGCAUACUGUCAAACCAUAUCAUAGAAAAGACUGUAUACAAUCUAAUAUCCCCAGGCUGUGGUACAUCGCAGCCUUCCACUUAAUAUGCAAACGUGCAAUUCUAUAAUAAAUGUUAUGGGGUCUUGGGGGAGGUGGGGGUGGGGGGGUUGUUCUUUUUGAUCUAAUCAGAAUUUUGUGUUUGCAGUAAACGAGGGUAAAAGUGUGUAGCACACUGUUAAAAAAAAUCUACAGUUUAUUCCUAUCAAGUUAGCUGGUGAAAUAUGUGCUCCUAAAAUAUUAAAAUAAACCUAUUUACAGAAAACAAA